This is a messenger RNA of Fopius arisanus, 2811 nucleotides long. RefSeq lists its product as uncharacterized. NCBI's taxonomy places the organism in Eukaryota, Metazoa, Arthropoda, Insecta, Hymenoptera, Braconidae. Gene Ontology annotation, molecular function: channel regulator activity; voltage-gated calcium channel activity. Gene Ontology annotation, biological process: transmission of nerve impulse; postsynaptic neurotransmitter receptor diffusion trapping; regulation of AMPA receptor activity. Bases 196 to 1899 code for a protein of 567 amino acids. The record is from RefSeq and is a predicted model, not a curated record. Gene Ontology annotation, cellular component: postsynaptic density membrane; AMPA glutamate receptor complex. The transcript has 6 exons.
CAUCAAAUAGGUCAUCGAAAAUUCUAGAUGAGUCUACAAUCCUGAGAGAUGCAGAAAUGCAGAUCCGGUGCUGAAAGAAUUGAAUUGAUUUCAUUCAGUGGUUUCCGAGAACGUUUGAACGUUGCGUAAAGGCAAAACAGCUUCAGUAAAUAGGGUGUUUAUGUGUGUGAGUUAGUGCACGAUUCAGUGAGCAAAAUGUGUUGUUCUGGAGGCGCAAGCGGUUCGAGGAUGACCCGAUGUGGGGUAGUUUGUGGUCUAGCAGCGUUGGCAGCACUCACCACUGCCCUCCUCGGGCCAGCCUGGCUUCAUACUGAGGAAAAACUAUCGCUUCCCCAUCUGCCGCGACAGUUCGCCGUUACCGUCAGAUUCAAGCUUGGCCUGUUCAAAGUAUGCCCGAAGAUCGUCAAGCCACCCAAUAUAACUAUACACAUACCAACACCCUCAUGCACCCGUGUGAGGUACAACAGUCUUGCUGAGGUGACAUCGAAGGAGUUGGGCUUUAGUCAGCUGAGCUUCAGUGAACUGGAUUUUACACCCCUAGUUGUGUCUAAAAUGAGGAUAUCUGCACCCUUCCAAGUAGCAGCAGUUAUUCUCAUCCUGGCAGGGACAUUCUGCGCCCUCAUAGGUCACUGCUACGCUGAUCACAAGACAGUGAUCGCGUGUGGACUUUUCCUUCUCGGUGGUCUUUCAAUGGGAUGCGGACUGAUUGUUCUGGCAUCGGCACUGUCCGACGCUUCCUACGAGUCUCCCAAGAGAUACAGCCUUUCAUCAACAUCGAACAACUCCGAGGACAGUGGCCUGCCCCAGUAUCACUACGGCUGGUGUUUGCAACUUUCUGGGCUUGCUCUUAUCCUUGCGGAAAUCGCUGCACUUCUCACAGUCUCCGGCUACAUGGCACGAUUUCCCACAGUCGAGGACAUGGUACGAGUCAUGGUGCCUGGAGCAGCUAGAAAAUUGAAUGAGCAGCGUGGAUUAUCCUCGGAAUAUCUCGUUAGAGCCCCUCAGAAGUCUCCCAACGCAACUCGAGCAACAACGUUUGAUGAGCCAAGCAAAGAUGUUAUUCUGGGGCCCCAGAGAUUGACUGAGGAGGGCACGUCUUUGCUUUGCAAAUCAGCCCCUGAUAUAUGCGCAUCCAAUCCUCAGGUAAUCAGUUACGUGGAGAAGGCAGAUUUGUCCCACAUUUUGCCGGCUUAUCCAGACACCCACGUCGUGGAUCCUCGUUUCGCGUUCGCCGAUAAGUCAGAGCCGGGGGUAGUUGACUCCCAACUGAGUGGUUUCGUCGAUAAAGAGGGACUCAUCGACUCUAGAAUUUUAUCCGACUCGAGACAAAACAUUAUUGCCUCUACCGAAAGUAAGGAACACUCGGUCGGACAAGAGCCGAGGUACAUCGAAUUUUGCACUGGUGUUAGAGUCGAAAAGUGUUCAAAUGAUCUCAUGAAUCAUUCUCCUAAUAUCACAGCUAUAUCUGAUGCUAGGCACGUAACAUAUGCUGAUACAAAUCUCAAGCCCGAGACACUCAUGGACAGUCCGAUGAGUUACAAUCGGUACAAUUCCUUAGCUGGGCAGACGGUACCGAUUAUACUGAAGCAUCACAACAGUCCUUCCAUCUCGGCCAUUCAGGCCCAGGGAAUGUAUCAGAACUUUGGGACUAUCAGUUCUGGCAAUGUUCACCCUUCUGUUAUGCACUCAGGAACUAUCCACUCGGGAAUUCUCAGAGUAUCAGAACCUGGAACGAGUUCCAGUUCGAAUUCUAGUCAGCGCAGCAUGACCCUGCAGAACCCCAAGAGAAAAUCCCAAAUUGCCCAGAAUACUUUCAGCACUCUUGAAUGCGAAAAGAGAAAGACACGCAAUCCUGGACUCUCUGGUAAAGCUGGAUUCUAUACUGGCAGUGCCGUAUGACCACCACCACCGCCUCCAACUCCGAGAUAACUUGAUGAGACUGAAUCUGAACUUUAAAGCUUUUACCUUAAAUCGUGAUGGGUGGUUUAUCCUUGGCGGUGGUUUGUCUCGUGGAUCGGCGGUUGAUAACUUGUAUCGUGUAAAAUCAGUCUCGUGAAAUGGCGAGGCACUGCUAAUUGCAGAGACUUUUUGAUGAUAAUAAAUAUUGUUACGAAGCAUGUGAUAAACUAGAUGCGACGACUGGAAGGAAUCGUAACGAGUGUACAUAGGCAAUGAUGUACAACGCAUCGAGGAAAGUAACUGUGAACUCACUAAAAAUGACACUUUUGUAUUACAGAAGAAUCAAUAAUUAGAUGUUGGAUAUUUUGACUGUAGACGGAAUGGGUGGAGGAUCAGCUAUAUUCAAUGUGAAAUAAUGCAAUAAAAACUGCGAAAAAAAAUGUCUAAACAUCAAUGUCAAAACAAUAAAAUGUGGGUGAUGAAUGUUUAGUGAUGGAGUGGAUGAUUUGUGAAUUCAUAUUAUAAAUAUUAAAUAAUUGUUCAUUGUGAAACUGACGAACAUGAUUGAUUAAGUCGACGGAUUAGAUUUAAAAGGCAAAUGUUUAAUACUCCAACCGCUAAGACAAUACUAAAUGGAUUCCUACAAAUCGAUCAAUACAGGACGAUAAUUCAAAUCCCGGAACAUAUCAGAAAGGAGCGAUAAAAAUAAUUGGAGGACAAAAUAUUUUACGGCCAACAUUUUUGAGACUGGGUAAAUGCUGCUCUUUUCAAAUUUUCUUCUUUUCUAUUAUGUUCGCACUGCCCCUGAUUGUGUAUAACGAAUAAUGUAUGAUUGCAUUUUGUUACUAUGCAAACGUCGUUAAAAGUUGAAGUGAGAUAUUAGAAAUCGAUGAGUAUCUGAGGCUGCAUGAA